GCCUAUCACAGGCCGCUGCGGCCCAAUUUGCAUCAACGCCGCCUCUCGGUCUGGCUAUAUCUAUCCGUGUAUCGUCGGCCCGCGUAUCGUCGAUCUCGUCGCUGGGACUCGCUCGCGCGGCCGUUACGCCAUCGAGCACUGUUAUCCUGAAGCUACCAUCGGCCCCACCCUCCUUCACCCCAUUUCACCACCACCCUUUCCCUCGCCGUCGAUUCAUUUGCCCGUCCUUCGCUUGCCGUCACUUUUCGCGGCCCCUGCUGUGCUUGCUUUGUGGUCGGUCGAUCUGUACUUUGUCGCUCCUGUCAGGAAUGAAGAUUGCCUUUCUUUUGAACGGUCCCGAGGACGGCUCCCAGUCGCUGGGUCAAGAUCGCCCCCGGCACUUUCCUUCGAGGUCCGAGUCGUUCGUCUCCGACUCAUCCUCCCUGUCGCGAACCUCGGCUCCUCUCUCGUCCUCCAGCACGGCUGCAUAUCAUCCGCAUCCGCCUCCUUCGAUCCAACUUGACCGCUCUUACUACUCGGACACCACGCCGCGAAGGCUGGCACCAAAAAACCCGCGAUCGAACUUGCAACCGGAUCGCAGUCCCAGGUUGCUCUCUGGUAGACUCCUGUCCCGUGCCUCCUCACUAGAGCGCCGAUUUGCCUGCACUCACUGCCCCUCUGCCUUCCGGCGCAAGCAAGAGCUGCAACGGCACCUUCGCUGUGUCCAUGGCGACGAGACUCCUUGGGUCUGUCCCUGCUGUUUAAAGGGCUUUGGUCGAGUUGAUGCUCUCCGAAGCCAUUUUUCCUCCAAAAAAUCCGCCACCACAGGUUGCCGCUUCAGCCUCGGCAGCCUUUCAAUCCCGCACCUGGUGAAUCUCUCGACCGUAUCCAGGUCCUCGCCGCCGGCGUGACCGCCGUCCUCCUCGUUGCGCCGACCGAUGCAAGUGACUGCUUACUUGGCCGCCGCUGUGACCAGCCCAGAGCCCAGAGCCCAGAGC
Molecule: messenger RNA, 977 nt
Organism: Polychytrium aggregatum
Lineage: Eukaryota; Fungi; Chytridiomycota; Chytridiomycetes; Polychytriales
Exons: 1
Coding region: 309-890 (193 amino acids)
Biological process (GO): regulation of transcription by RNA polymerase II
Cellular component (GO): nucleus
Molecular function (GO): DNA-binding transcription factor activity, RNA polymerase II-specific; RNA polymerase II cis-regulatory region sequence-specific DNA binding
Source: RefSeq, a predicted model, not a curated record